This is a messenger RNA of Terrapene triunguis (Three-toed box turtle), 1864 nucleotides long. Its product is annotated as RING finger protein 112-like. NCBI's taxonomy places the organism in Eukaryota, Metazoa, Chordata, Testudines, Emydidae. The record is from RefSeq and is a predicted model, not a curated record. The transcript is spliced from 13 exons. Gene Ontology annotation, molecular function: GTPase activity; GTP binding. Gene Ontology annotation, biological process: endoplasmic reticulum organization; protein homooligomerization. The annotation marks the transcript as partial.
AUGGCUCACUGGCGCGGGGUCUCGGCCCAGGGCUACCAGUGCCCCGAGUGCCGGGCUCCCUGCUCCAGGGACAGGAUGACCCCAGACACGCGGCUGAGAGCCCUGGUGAAGAAAAUCACAGAGCCCCUGCAGGAAGAGAUGGAGCUGCAGGGGCCGGGGGCUCAGCCAGAGCCGGGGCGCCCGGUGCAGCUGGUUCGUCUGGAUGACAAAGGCAGCCUGAUCCUGGAGGAGGAGGCCCUGAGCCGCUGCCUGGAGCAGGGUGGGGUGGGGACCGCCCCCGUCUGCCUGGUGUCCAUCAUCGGGGAGCAGCGCCGGGGCAAAUCCUUCCUGAUGAACUGCCUGCUGCGCCGGCUCCAGAGCCCGACUUCCUCCCCCAGGGCCCGUCUCCAGCCAGCGUGCCCAGGGCAGGCCCCAGGGAGCCGGGCAGCAGAGGUGCCAGGGCUGGGCAGGGGUGAGGGUGGCGUCAGCACGGGGCGCCCGUCGCAGUGGCCGGUGGAUCUGUCCGUGUGUCUGUCCCUGCAGGUGGCCGUGUUCCUGGUGGACACCGAGGGCUCCCUGGACCUGCAGCGCCGCAUGGAGACCAGCAUCAAGCUCUCCGUGUUCAGCAUAUUGCUCAGCUCCUACUGGAUCUUUAACAUUUCCAGUACGUUUAAGCAGACGGAGGCAGAUUAUUUGGAGAUGUUCAUUCAGGUUGCGAAGGAGGUUGGAGGGACCUGCAAUCUGGCCCCAAUCCAGCGCCUGGACCUGUUGGUGCGAGAUUGGCAGCUCUCUGGAGCCUACGGCGCGGACGCGGGGCAGGAGUAUCUUGGAGAAAUCACACAGGACCUGGAGGUCUCUGCUGAGCAGCCCCUGGUGUUGGAAGCCCUGAGGGCAAGCGGCACCCGGUGUUACCUACUGCCCCACCCCGGCACUGGGUUCACCAGGAGCAGGGCAGGGACGCCAGAUGACAUGGACGAGGAUUUCCGGCAGUACCUGUGUGACUACGUCACCAGUGUGGUGCACUCAGCAGGGACACACGUCCGGACGGACCGAGCCGGGCAGGUGCUGACGGGGGCUCAGCUGGCUGCCAGGAUCAAGGGCGUCUCCCGAUAUUGGAAGACCCAACGCUACGACUUCUCCUCACCCAUGAAGAUGGCUGAGGCGUUUGCAGCGAUGAGACAGGAGUUAAACAGGAGAGCAGUAGAAGCCACCAGGAGGGAAUAUGAACAAUUUGUGCAGGAGCUGGACCGUGGCCACCAGAGCAUGAGCAGCUGCCUGAGGGUGAAGCCCCUGGAGAUGCAGCGAUGCCUGGAGGGGAAACGCCAGGAGCUGCUGGAGCGCUGCCGGGAAGAGCUGCGGGGCGAGGACCCCCAGAAACAGGCGGCCCUGGAGGAGCUGAAGCAGGAGUUGGACAAGCAGAUGGCGGAGUUCCUGCCGCGAUAUGAACAGCGCUUUAAAAUGGCAGCGAUGAUAGAGGAGGAAAACAGAAAAGCCGUAGAAGUCUCCAGGAGGAAAUAUGAACAAUUUGUGCAGCAGCUGGACCGUGACCACCAGAGCAUGCACCGCUGCCUGAGGGUGAAGCCUGCGGAGAUGCAGCGACGGCUGGAGGGGAAACGCCAGGAGCUGCUGGAGCGCUGCCAGGGGGAGCUGCUGGGCGAGGACCCCCAGAAACAGGCGGCCCUGGAGGAGCUGGAGCAGGAGCUGGACAGGCAGAUGGACGAGUUCCUGAUGGCCUAUGGGCAGCGCUUUAAAGUGAAGAAGGCUGAGUGGUUGGGCCUGGCCAUGGCUGGGGGGGUGGUUCCUGGCAGUGGUGGGUGCGGGUAUCGGAGUAGGCAUCAGGGCGGGUGUAGUUGUAGUGGGGCUGGAGGAAGCAGUGGCCAUUGGG